Cryptococcus amylolentus CBS 6039 is the source of this 1285-nucleotide messenger RNA. RefSeq lists its product as hypothetical. Lineage: Eukaryota; Fungi; Basidiomycota; Tremellomycetes; Tremellales; Cryptococcaceae. The coding region runs from base 221 to 1141 and encodes 306 amino acids. The record is from RefSeq and is a predicted model, not a curated record. The transcript has 8 exons. Gene Ontology annotation, cellular component: cytoplasm; nucleus.
CUCUGAUGCUUUCGAGGAAUAUAAAUUUUGCAAAGGUCCUCUUCUCAAGCCCUCUAUCGACCCGCUUCUCAAUGUCCGCUAGCCCCGUCGCCAAAAGAAUGAAAUCUACAAAAGUCAUCGGUACCCACUCGGGUAGUUUCCACUGUGAUGGUACGGCGCUGUUCCAUAUACGAGGGCAAACGGAAGCUGACCCUGUGACGAAGAGGCCCUUGCCAUUUUCAUGCUUCGUAUGACCAACGACUUCAAGGACGCUGACAUCGUGAGGUCGCGAGACCCUGCCAAGUUGGCUCCUUUGGAUAUCGUUGUCGACGUCGGAGGUGUUUACGACCCUGCCACCAAUCGAUAUGACCACCACCAACGUGGCUUCAGCGAGGUCUUUGGUCACGGUGGAUUCGACAAGAUCAAGCUCAGCUCAGCCGGCUUGGUGUACAAACAUUUCGGAAAAGAGGUGAUUGCCAACAGGCUCGGCGUGCCCGUUGAGGACGAGAAUGUGGAGAUUCUUUGGUUGCAACUGUACUCUGAACUAAUCGAGUCUGUGGAUGGCAUCGACAACGGUGUCAACAUUGCUUCCGGCCCUCUUGCCUACACUCAAAGGACCGACCUCUCUUCCCGAAUCAAGCGGAUCAACCCCGAGUGGUACGAGUCUGUGAACGAUGAGGAGUACGACAGACGUUUCGAGAUUGCCUCCAAGAUCACUGGGGAAGAGUUCUUGUCCCAGUUGGACUACUUUUCCAAGGCUUGGUUACCCGCCCGAGACAUUGUCAAGGCCGCCUUGGAGAAGCGAACAGAGGUUCACCCCAGCGGUGCCAUUGUCGUGUUUCAAAAGGCCGUCCCUUGGAAAGACCACCUUUUCAACCUCGAGCCCAUCCUCCCCAAAACCCCCUCUCAAAUCCUGUACAUCCUCUUCCCCGAAUCUGACGCCCCUGGAGCCAAGUGGCGUAUCCAAUGCGUUCCCCAGUCGCCCGACUCUUUCGUGAACAGAAAAUCGAUGCCCGAGCCUUGGUGUGGCAUGAGGGAUGAGGUUCUGUCGGAGGUCUCUGGUAUCCCUGGGGGUGUGUUUGUGCAUGCGAGUGGUUUCAUUGGGGGUAAUGCCACCUAUGAGGGUGUGUUGGCCAUGGCUACCAAGUCUCUUGAGGCUUGAGGUUGACGUUAUGGCGUCAUUGUAAUUUAUAUGCAUAGCAUCGCGUUCUACUCGUCUUCUGCCUAUACCAAGCCAGCUUUAUUCUAUGGGCACUGCAGAGGCAUCAUCUUUGGGGUCGUUGAAUGCUCCAACCGAAUUACCGAA